CCCCGGGGAGAGGGCAGGCUCCCGGAGGCGGCGGUGCCUGAGCGCAGGCCUGAGUGGGGCUGGGGUGGGGGGAGCAUGGAUGGGGAGACCCAGUGGACAGAACGCUCGGGAGGAGCAGGCGCGGAGGCUCAGAGGUGAGCCGGCAUCACGCACCAGGGGCGAGCGCGGCCCUAUGGGGCCGCACCACGAAGAGGCCGGGGAGGCCAGGGCCUGGGCCGGGCUGAGAGGAAGGCGGGAAGCCACAGCAGCUGGCCGCCCUGCUGCCGUCACGGGCCCCGGGACCCCGGAGAGCCCGAAGCGGGGCGGUGCCACCAUCACACCUGAGUUUCAGAACCACCUCUCUGCAGAGAGGAUGGAGAGAAGCAAAGCCGACCGUGAGACACUGCCGCGGGGCAGGCCACGCCCCCAGCGAGGGCCCGCACACCCACACCGGUGCCCGCGAGGAAUCGUCGGCACGGGCAGCGAUGCCCUUCCGGCCCAGGACGCGUGCGUGCCGGGACUCACUAACGCACCUGGGGAAUGGCCGGUGCCGUCUCUAAGACGUGCAGCCACCGCAGAGCGGAGCUCACGGCUGUUCCCAAGCCCACCAGUGGCGACAGACGACAGGUCCAGUCACACGCAGGACAACCGCUCACGAGACUGCGGGCCUCGGGAUGAGUCCCGGGCGAGGCAGCGAGGGCGGGGGGGGGAGCUUCCUUACCGCAGUAGGCGGCAGCGGCAGGGGUGACGGUGCAGGCCCGCACCCCCGCGCACCCCGGGCUCCAGCU
Messenger RNA from Phyllostomus hastatus (greater spear-nosed bat), 767 nucleotides. RefSeq lists its product as uncharacterized. Lineage: Eukaryota; Metazoa; Chordata; Mammalia; Chiroptera; Phyllostomidae. The transcript is spliced from 2 exons. The coding region runs from base 80 to 727 and encodes 215 amino acids. The record is from RefSeq and is a predicted model, not a curated record.